AUGCCUAGUUUUUCACUUGGACGUGGUCUUGGUCUAACACAAGAGUUUCAAGAAGGAGAUGAAAGUAGUGAAGAUGAACAAGAGAAGAAAGAAAGAAAAGAUGAAAAUUUUGAUGAAGAAGAAAGUUAUGAUUCAGAAGAAACAGAAUGUGACAAUAAUAUCUUGGGAAUUGAAGAUCAUCACGUGGGAAGAAGAGAUGUAGGAAAAAGAUUAAAAAAACCAUCACUGAAGAGACACUUCAUAUUUGACAAAAAUAUCCCUUUCAUUGAAAGAUCUGAUAAAUUUGAGUCAAAUAUCAAAGAUGCAAUGAAAAAGGACAAAGAACUUCUGACAUUUGAAAAAGUUCACUUGGUGUUUUUCCCAGUUCAUCAAAAAAAUCACUUUUACAUCAUCUGCAUAAACUUAGAGGAACCAGCAGUUGAUGUCAUUGACAAUAGGAAUUCAGUUACAAAGUUUUCAAGAGCUUAUCGUGAUGCACCUAAUGAAUUGAAAAUACUUUUUAGUAGGUACUUGAUGAGGGUCAAUCACAAAUCAGCUUUAAUUUUGGAGGGUGUUGAACUAGAAAGGGUGAACAUGAAUUGGCGCACAAGGGAUAAUCAUGUUGACUAUGGAGUUUUUUGCAUGCGUCAUAUGGAGACAUAUAUGGGAGAUAAAACAUUAAAUUGGACAUGUGGGUUGCCAAAAGAAUCAAAACAGCAAUAA
Lactuca virosa is the source of this 702-nucleotide messenger RNA. The record is from the annotation of a GenBank genome assembly. NCBI's taxonomy places the organism in Eukaryota, Viridiplantae, Streptophyta, Magnoliopsida, Asterales, Asteraceae.